CAGCCCGGAUGGAGUUUGGGGGGAGGGAGACUCAGAGAUCUUUGUGGCAAAUUCCCGGGACUCCAGAGACUCUCAACCUGGCCCCCUCCUCUUAGUCCACCAUAAAACAUCACCCCGCCCGGCCAGCUCAGUCUUUCCAGCCCCCAUUCCACGUGGACCCGCCAGGGCGGGGUGGGGAGAGAGGACAGGAAGGGGGGGAGUCAUCUCUGAGAGGAGGGGGAAGGAGGUUGGCGGCUGGCGUCCGCUCUCACUGCUGGAAUCCUUGGUCUGGGCACCAUGUUCCUUGUGGGGGCUCCCAGCCACACCCUCCACCGGCUCCGCGUACUGCCGUUGCUGCUACUGCUUCUACAGACCUUGGAGAGGGGGUUGGGUCGUGCCAGCCCGGCCGGAGCCCCCUUGGAAGAUGUGGUCAUCGAGAGAUACCACAUCCCCCGGGCCUGCCCCCGAGAAGUGCAGAUGGGGGACUUUGUGCGUUACCACUACAAUGGCACUUUUGAAGACGGGAAAAAGUUUGACUCCAGCUAUGACCGUAGCACCCUGGUAGCCAUCGUUGUGGGCGUAGGCCGCCUCAUCACUGGCAUGGACCGAGGUCUCAUGGGCAUGUGUGUCAACGAGCGCCGCCGCCUCAUUGUGCCUCCCCACCUGGGCUACGGCAGCAUCGGUGUGGCGGGCCUCAUCCCCCCUGAUGCCACCCUCUAUUUUGACGUGGUCCUGCUGGACGUGUGGAACAAGGCAGACACAGUGCAGAUGACCAUCCUCCUACGCCCUCCCCACUGCCCCCGAAUGGUGCAGAACAGUGACUUCGUGCGCUAUCACUACAACGGCACUCUGCUGGACGGCACAGCCUUUGACAGCAGCUACAGUAGGGGAGGCACUUACGACACCUACAUCGGCUCUGGUUGGCUGAUCAAAGGCAUGGACCAGGGGCUGCUGGGCAUGUGCCCUGGAGAGAAAAGGAAGAUCAUCAUUCCUCCCUUCCUGGCUUAUGGGGAAAAAGGCUAUGGGACUGUGAUACCCCCGCAGGCCUCCCUGGUCUUCUAUGUCCUGCUGCUGGAUGUCCACAACCCGAAGGACACGGUCCAGCUGGAGACGCUGGAGCUGCCCCAAGGCUGUGUCCGGCGAGCUGUGGCAGGGGAUUUCAUGCGGUACCACUACAAUGGUUCUUUGAUGGAUGGUACCCUCUUUGAUUCCAGCUACUCCCGCAACCACACCUACAAUACCUAUGUCGGGCAGGGUUACAUCAUCCCUGGGAUGGACCAGGGGCUGCAAGGCGCAUGCAUAGGGGAGCGAAGGAGGAUUACUGUGCCCCCACACCUUGCCUACGGGGAGAAUGGGACAGGAGACAAGAUCCCUGGCUCAGCAGUGCUCAUCUUCGAUGUGCACGUCAUCGACUUCCACAACCCCGCGGACCCUGUGGAAAUCACGACGCUGUCCCGGCCUCCUGAGAGCUGCAAUGAGACGUCCAAGAUCGGGGACUUCAUUCGCUACCACUACAACUGUUCCCUGCUGGACGGCACUAGGCUCUUCUCAUCCCACGACUAUGAGGCCCCUCAAGAGAUCACCCUCGGAGCCAACAAAGUGAUCGAAGGUCUAGACAGGGGCCUGCAGGGCAUGUGUGUAGGAGAGAGGAGGCAGCUCAUCGUGCCCCCACACCUGGCCCACGGGGAGAGCGGAGCCCGGGGUGUCCCUGGCAGUGCUGUGCUUCUAUUUGAGGUGGAGCUGGUAUCCCGAGAGGAUGGCCUGCCCACAGGCUACCUGUUUGUGUGGUACCAGGAUCCCCCGGCUAGCCUUUUUGAAGAUAUGGAUCUCAAUAAAGAUGGAGAGGUGCCCCCGGAAGAGUUCUCCUCCUUCAUCAAGGCUCAAGUGAGCGAAGGCAAAGGCCGCCUCAUGCCUGGGCAAGACCCAGACAAAACCAUCAGCGACAUGUUUCAGAACCAGGACCGGAACCAGGACGGCAAGAUCACAGCUGAGGAACUCAAGCUGAAGUCAGAUGAGGACCAGGAGCGGGUCCACGAGGAGCUCUGAGGGCCAGAGUCUCAGGUCCGACCUCAGACACAGAGGCCCUCGGCUGGGUGGCGCAGUGGCCCCGGGACCGGCCUGCUAAGAUCCCCUACUCCCUCAGGGGAAUAACUGGGAGUCACUGGAUGUCAGUGGAGACUGCUGUGAUCUUCCCACACGUGGGCCAUGGCUUCCAGUCCUCAGCACAGACAUCUGUGUUUUUCUCUUACAACCUUAACCUCUUCCUUAAGGUCCUUGUGAUAGAUCCGGGGGCACUGGGGUUUGGUUAGGGCCAUUGCUAACCCCACACACCUGUCCUCCUGCCCACGUCACUAGGCCCCGCAAGGGUGAGCUCCUCUGCCCUUCACAUUCCCGAAUGUAUCCUUUAUUUGUACUGUCCUGUCCCAUCUCCCCAUCCCUGCCUGUCCUCAUUCCCUCUGUCAUGGCAGCUCUGCAGGGGCAUGAACCUGAGUGAGGAGAGCCUGUAUUCUCCUGCCUCGGCUCUGCCUGCUCCUCAGGAAGAGGUGGCUCCAGGAACAUAAUCCUGCUGCCCCAACCUUCUCACGUGUCUCCUCCCAAGCCACCGGGGACAGGUCUUUCAUUUUAAAACGUUUUCUCUAAAAUGGAAGGUUGUGUAAGAGGAAAGCCUGCUCAGGCUCAAGGGCUUCGAAAACCCGCACUCGGUGCUAAUCUGAUGGGAGGGAGGUGGGCAGAAUCUCGGGCUCAGGCUGAACUCAUCCAGUCCUUUCUCCUUUGUGUCAGUAAAAGGUUGAACUGAA
Messenger RNA from Apodemus sylvaticus (European woodmouse), 2777 nucleotides. It is a transcript of the gene Fkbp10, whose product is annotated as FKBP prolyl isomerase 10. The transcript has 10 exons. The record is from RefSeq and is a predicted model, not a curated record. Lineage: Eukaryota; Metazoa; Chordata; Mammalia; Rodentia; Muridae. Bases 277 to 2025 code for a protein of 582 amino acids. Gene Ontology annotation, molecular function: peptidyl-prolyl cis-trans isomerase activity; calcium ion binding.